ACAGUUCUAGAUAUAUUCUUCUAUAUUUCCUCUACCUGCUGAGCAGUGCCUCUGUUGAGAGUCACUCAGUCAAGUCAGGAGGUCCUUAAACGGAAGAUGCUGUAUUGUCUUAGGAUACAGGAGCUCAUCACCCUCUCCAUUCUGAUUGGCUCUCCCAAGGCAGUUCUGAAUUUUGAAGAGAGAGAAAAAAGUAUUAGAGAAACUGAGCCAUCACCAGCCUGUGGCCAACUGGUCCCCUCUGCCCGCAUAGUAGGUGGUGAAGAGGCUGAGGUGGGUGCAUGGCCAUGGCAGGCCAGCUUGCAGAUAUUUGACUCACACCAAUGUGGGGGAACCCUCAUUGCCUCAUGCUGGGUACUCACAGCUGCACAUUGCUUUAGCAGUAUUACAGAUCCUUCCUUGUUUGUCGUCGUGUUGGGAGCCCACAAUCUCUCAUACCCUGGACCUGAAGCUGUGUCAGUUCUUGUGAAGCGAAUCAUCAUCCACUCCGACUUCUUGGGAUACAGGGAUGGCAAUGAUGUUGCACUUAUGGAACUGGAAGGCCCUGUCAACUUCACCCACCGCAUCCAGCCUGCCUGCAUCCCAGGACCUUCCAUCUCCUUCCUUCCCAGGUUGGGGUGUUGGGUCGCAGGCUGGGGAAACAUCCAAUCGGGAGUCCCACUACCUGAGCCAGAGCUCCUACAGGAAGUGCUGCUUCCGCUGAUGGAUACAGCUACCUGUGAGGCCCUUUACAGUGACUAUAAGGAUGGAAAAACUCCAAAUACUACUGUAAUCAAGGAUGACAUGAUGUGUGCAGGAUACUUGGAAGGGAAAAGGGAUGCCUGCCAGGGGGACUCAGGAGGACCACUCAUUUGCCCGUGGCAUGGGGCUUGGCUUGUGGCUGGUGUGGUGAGCUGGGGGGAUAUUUGUGGUGCCCCUAAGCGUCCUGGUGUCUACACCCGGGUCAGCGCCCACAGCAGUUGGAUCUUGAGACAUGCCCCAGAAGUGACUGUCAAUUUCAUCAAUGGUGUCUCAAGCAGGGGUUGUACCCAGUUCCUGGUCCUAAUAGUGCUACACUGCCUUCAUUAACCAACAACAGUAUGCAGGGUGCAUGUCAGGAUUGCUAUGGCUUCUUUGCUAUGACCAGUAUCUGGCAAAGGUGACUGGGAAAGCAUUUUUGGAUUUAUGAAAUACCUGGAGUUCUGGGAAACAUCAUAAAACAAUGGUACCUCAUCUAUGUUACAGGAGAGAGCUAUCCUAUAGACAUUUCAUCAGCUUUACGUUGUAUUAAACCUAACCUUAAUUUAUUUUAAUGACUUUCCACCAAGGGAGUGGCAGAUGUCUCUCACUUUGGUCCAAGUUACUCCGCAAAGUAGCAAACCUUCAAUCCAUUAAAUUAAAUGUUUGCUAGUUUCAACUUCUCAACAACAGCUAGGAACUGUGUCAUGUGACUGUUACAGUUCUUCCUGUAUUCAAUUUGAAUAGUUCCCACAUCCAGGCUUGAUGAGAAGUCUUGCUUGUAAAUGCAAAGGCUCUCUGUAAACUGUCAAUCCUCUGAGUGGCUGUGUCACAAUUGUUGGUGUGAACUAGCUGGGAGUGUGAAAGACUGUAUCAUUUGGCCGUCCCCAUGGGCUUAUCGAUGCUACAUCAUCUGUAGGCAUCUCGUGUUUGAUUCAAGAAAUGACCCCUCUUAUUCUCAGAGUGACUUCCAGUCUUCUCAUCCAUUGGGCAAAGUUACUCGCUGUGAGUCUAGGACUAUGAGCAGCAGUGGGAUUUUGGAUAUAUAUAUUGUAAACACACACACACAUACCAAAAAUAAUUGAAAUAAUGGCAGACAAAAAUGCCAAAUAAUGAAAGAUUGUUCUCAAAACUGGAAAGAAAUAAAGGACUAAAAAAAUAAAAAAGUGGCUCAACUAAAAGCUUAGUUUGUGUUGUUUGACUGCACAUACAUUGCCAGAACCAACAUGGUACAAAACAUAGAUUCAAGACACAGAUUUUCAUGGAAUUUUUACCUGGGACACCUUCAGAUGAGAGAACACUUCUAUGCACAAAUAGAUGAUUAGUGAUUUCAGCUGCAAUUCUAACCCCAUUUAGCAGGGUGUGAAUCAGAUUAAAUUAAAUGAGACUCAAUGGUCAUUUGGGACAGAUGUUCAGGCAUGUUUAGCACCUGUGAUUAUUGUCUCUAAGGCAAAAAUCUCAUCUCAGUUAAGUGGAAGGGGAAAUGUCUGUUCAGAUGUAAGGAGGGAUUUUAUUCAGCAUUUCCACAGGUAAUCCCUGACUUUCAACUGGCUAUUACCUUCCCCUUUAAUUAUCACGAGGACUGCAAUUAAUGCUGCUGUUUUAAAGAAACACCAUGUGAAAUUGCAGUUGGCAAAAGAAGGGGGGAAAGGAGUGAUAUAAAUAUAUCACUUAGCAUUUGGUGCUGGGGCAAGAAACGGACACUUCCAAUUUGAUGCUUUGCCUUUUAUUUUAAAUUCAAACCUUCAAAGAUGGCAAUAGUUGAAUGAAAAUGGUACUGAAAAUGGUGAAUGUUGUUCUCUUGAUUCUGUUACUACUUCCUCAUAUGGCAUGCGAAGCACAUAUUGUCAGAUGCAUGGUUCAAGAUCCACACCCUCCGCUUCAUGAAUAUCACCAGUCAGGCGACCUCUUUAUUGGUGGAAUUGCUUCUCACAGCUUCAUUGUCUCCAAUUUCAUACCCUUCAAAAAAGUACCCCCACAGGCAUCUUAUGAAGAGCUUAUGUAAGGAGAUUUGUUUCUCUCUCUCUCUCUCUCUCUC
Molecule: messenger RNA, 2752 nt
Organism: Zootoca vivipara (common lizard)
Lineage: Eukaryota; Metazoa; Chordata; Lepidosauria; Squamata; Lacertidae
Product: serine protease 27-like
Biological process (GO): proteolysis
Molecular function (GO): serine-type endopeptidase activity
Source: RefSeq, a predicted model, not a curated record